Dinoponera quadriceps is the source of this 366-nucleotide messenger RNA. RefSeq names its product histone-lysine N-methyltransferase SETMAR-like. The record is from RefSeq and is a predicted model, not a curated record. Lineage: Eukaryota; Metazoa; Arthropoda; Insecta; Hymenoptera; Formicidae. The transcript has a single exon. The annotation marks the transcript as partial.
UGUGCUGUUUAUGGACCCAAUACAGUAUCGAAUGCAACAGCAAAGAGGUGGUUCCAACGAUUCCGUUCUGGUAAUAUGGAUGUCGAAGAUAAGGCACGCUCUGGUAGGCCAAUCGUCGAAAAUGUCGAUAAAAUCAUGGAAAUCGUCGAGUCGGACCAGCAUGUGAGCACUUAUUCCAUUGCCCAAGAACUGAAGAUUAGCCAGAAAACCGUUUGGAACCAUUUGCAUAAGGCUGGUUUCAAGAAGAAGCUCGAUGUAUGGGUGCCACACGAAUUGACGCAAAAGAACCUUUUGGACCGAAUUGAUGCCUGCGAUUCUUUGCUGAAACGUAACGAANGAUGCCUGCGAUUCUUUGCUGAAACGUAA